AUGGCUCAGCAGCAGUCCUCGCGUCUCAAUCGCCUGCUCACUCUACUCGACACUGGGUCGACUCAAGCAACCAGGUUCGCUGCGGCUCGGCAGAUUGGUGAUAUUGCCAAGUCGCAUCCUCAAGACCUGACCUCCCUCCUGAAGAAGGUGGCUCAGUAUCUUCGAAGUAAAAAUUGGGAUACAAGAGUUGCAGCAGCUCAUGCUAUUGGUGCCAUUUCUCAAAAUGUUAAGCACACAUCUUGGACCGACUUAUUUUCAACUAUCGAGACAAAAAUGUCUGAUGUUGGGAUGACUGGUGCUUUGCAAGAUGUGCUGGCAUGGCCUGCUUUUCACUCUAAAGUCUUGUCAAGUGUUUCUUUCAGAAGCUUUGAUCUCAACAAGGUUUUGGAGUUUGGUGCUCUGUUGGCCUCUGGAGGUCAGGAGUAUGAUGUUGCUGCUGAUAAUUCUAAGAAUCCACGGGAUAGACUUGCACGCCAAAAACAAAACCUAAGGCGUCGUCUAGGUCUAGAUGUCUGUGAGCAAUUCAUGGAUGUCAAUGAUAUGAUAAAAGAUGAGGAUCUUAUUGUGCAGAAACUACACCCUCAAGGAAAUGGCUUAGAUCACAGGAUUUACACAUCAGCAUCUGUACAUAGUAUCCAGCGGUUUGUUGCGAAUAUGGUUCCUUCUGUUAAAAGACCAAGUGCAAGGCAGCUAAAUCUUUUAAAGCGAAAAGCAAAAAUAACUUCGAAAGACCAAAUGAAGCUUUGGGCUGAGGAUGUGGAGUCAGAGAUGCCAUAUGCACAUAAUGUUACGACCCCAAUGGGCUCGGGUCCAGAUUCGCCUAAUCUUGUUAAGGGAGAUAUUUCUUAUGAUGAUGAUAACUCUGAUGCUGAUGUGGAUGGACUCUGGCCUUUUCGAGGUUUUGUUGAACAACUAAUUCUGGAUAUGUUUGAUCCUGUUUGGGAAGUUCGACAUGGAAGCUUAAUGGCCCUGAGAGAGAUUCUAACUCAUCAUGGUGCCUCUGCUGGAGUUUUUAUGCCUGACAUGAAUGCGGUGGCGCAGCAUGUUGAGUUGCAAGAUAAGAGCUCUGUAUUUUUGAGGGAAGAGGGCUCGUCGGCUUCAGUGAAGAGAGAGAGAGAGAUUGACUUGAAUAUGAAUGUUAGCGCAGAUGAGUUUGAGCCCGAAAGGAAAAGGCCCAAGUCGGAAGAAGCUUCCUCUCCUUCAAUGGAUAUAAAUGCCAUCAAGAAUGAGAACUGCGACGGUGAAGUCAAGGAUGUAGAUGGUUCAUGCGAUAUGCGUGUUGGGCAGGUUGAUCAGCAAACCAGUUUAUUUAAGGUGGAUGGAGAAUCUUUUGUUGAUAGUAUAUCCAAUUCUUCUAAAGAAGUUGUUGCUCCUGGUGUUGGUGCUGGUUCUGCUGACGCAGAGUCAAAUAGUUGCCUUGACGAGAAGCUUUCUUCUGGGAAUUUAAGUGUUACAGAAAAUCGUCCUAUUGGAUCUGAGCUGGCGGUGUGGGUUAAAUUAGCUAGGCACUCUUGGAUUAAAAAUUGUGAAUUCCUCCAAGAUUGUGCAAUUCGCUUCCUCUGUGUUUUGUCUCUAGAUCGCUUUGGAGACUAUGUAUCUGAUCAGGUUAUUGCUCCUGUUCGGGAGACUUGUGCUCAAGCAUUAGGUGCUACUUUCAAAUACAUGCAUCCCUCAUUAGUUCAUGAAACCUUGAAUAUUCUGCUGCAAAUGCAGCAUAGACCUGAAUGGGAAAUCCGUCAUGGAAGCUUGCUAGGGAUCAAGUACCUGGUCGCUGUGCGGCAGGAUCUGCUGCAUGAUCUUCUUGGUAAUGUUCUCCCCGCAUGUAAAGCUGGGCUAGAAGAUCCUGAUGAUGAUGUACGAGCUGUAGCUGCAGAUGCUUUAAUACCAGCUGCUGCUGCUAUUGUUGAUAAGAAGGGUCAGACCUUGCAUGACAUCAUCAUGCUUCUUUGGGAUAUUUUGCUCGAUUUAGAUGAUCUAAGCCCAUCUACUAGCAGUGUGAUGAAUCUCUUGGCAGAAAUCUAUUCCCAGGAAUCAAUGAUUCCUAGGAUGCAUGGCACUUGCUCUGCAGAAGAGAAACUGGAAAUUGAUCUCAAUGAUAUGGUUAAUAGUGAUAACAUGCAAGAAAGAACUGAUUUACGGGAAGAUCCUUAUAUGUUAUCCAGUUUGGCUCCUCGCUUAUGGCCCUUCAUGAGGCAUAGUAUCACGUCAGUUCGGUAUUCAGCCAUACGCACUCUGGAGCGGCUACUUGAUGCUGGUUUGAAAAGAAGUAUCUCCGAAUCCUCUGGUUCAUUUUGGCCUUCUUUCAUUUUGGGUGAUACAAUCAGGAUUGUUUUUCAAAAUCUGCUGCUUGAGUCAAAUGAAGUGAUUCUUGAAUGCUCGCUGAGGGUGUGGAAGCUUCUUGUUCAGUGCCCUGUUGAAGAUCUGGAAGCUGUUGCGAUGCCUUACAUGUCUUUGUGGCUUGAACUUGUCACUACUCCUUAUGGUACACAACUAGAUACGGGGAAGAUGUUUUGGCCUGCAGCUCCACCACGGAGGAGUCAGUAUAGAGCAGCAGCUAAAGUAAGAGCUGCGAAGUUUGAGAAUGAUCAACUAAGGAACAAUUUUAGCAAUUCUGUGGGAGGAGUUGCUCCACAUGAAAGAAAUGGAGAUGUCUCUGCCCCCUCCCUCAAGAUAGUUUUUGGUGCUGAUAUGGAGAUGUCUGUAACUCAUACACGAGUUGUCACAGCCUCAGCAUUGGGCAUUUUAACUUCUAAGUUGCAAGAGGAGUCUUUGCAAUGCGUAUUAGAUCCUUUAUGGAGCGCCCUUACAUCCUCAUCUGGGGUGCAGCGGCAGGUGGCAUCAAUGAUUCUUAUUUCCUGGUUCAAGGAUGUAAAAGACAGGAAUUCCUCUGGACUCAAUUCAGUGAUUCCUAUUAUUCCCGAUCAUAUCAAAAGAUGUUUACUGGAUUUACUAGCAUGUGUGGACCCUGCAUUUCCUACUAAAGAUUCACGUGUUCCUUACUCUGAGCUUUCGAGGACAUAUUCUAAAAUGCGGAACGAGGCUACUCAGUUUCUGUCUGCUGUGGAAUCAUCUGGCAAGUUUAUUAGCGUGUUAUCUAAUAUUAAAAUUGAUCCUGAAAGCUUGACUGCUGAUGAUGCAAUUAACUUCGCCUCCAAACUACCACCACUAAGUGAUGAGAAUUCUGGGAGAGAAGCCACAGAUAGACAUGUUAUUGAUGAUCUUGAAUCAGCCAGGCAACGGCUUUUGACAACUUCAAGCUAUCUCAAAUGUGUCCAGAGCAAUUUGCAUGUCACUGUAUCUUCUUUAGUUGCGGCUGCUGUUGUGUGGAUGUCAGAACUUCCAGCCAAAUUAAAUCCCAUUAUAUUGCCUCUGAUGGCUUCAAUCAAGAGAGAGCAGGAGGAAAUUUUGCAACAAAAGGCAGCCGAGGCUUUGGCAGAGCUUAUUUUCCACUGUAUGCCACGUAAACCAGGGCCAAACGACAAGUUGAUUAAGAAUAUAUGUAGUUUGACAUGCAUGGAUUCUAAAGAGACACCUCAAGCGGGAGUUAUCAAUUCGAUGGAGAUUAUCGAUGAUCAAAAUCUGCUGUCAUUUGGCUGCAGUACCAGUAAGCAUAAGUCAAAGGUUCACUUACUUUCUGGUGGUGAAGAUCGAUCAAGGAUUGAAGGAUUUAUAGGUAGACGGGGUGCUGAGCUUGCAUUGAGGCAUCUGUGUGACAGGUUGGGUGCUUCAUUAUUUGAUAUGCUUCCCAAGCUCUGGGACUGUCUCACUGAAGUUCUAAAGCCUGCUGGUCCUGCUGAUAAUGACAAAGUUUCUCAGGCAAUUGAUGCUGUUAAGGAUCCUCAGCUAUUGAUAAAUAAUAUCCAGGUGGUCCGCUCUAUUUCUCCAAUGCUGCAUGAGACUUUAAAGCCAAGAUUGCUCACACUUUUGCCAUGCAUUUUUAAAUGCAUUCGCCAUCCUCAUGUUGCUGUCAGAUUAUCUGCAUCUAGGUGCAUCACUACCAUGGCUAAAUCAAUGACAGUUGAUGUUAUGGGAUCUGUCAUGGAGAAUGCAAUUCCCAUGUUAGGGGAUAUCACGUCUAUUUUUGCCAGACAAGGUGCUGGCAUGUUAAUUAGUCUUUUAGUGCAAGGAUUGGGUGUGGACUUGGUCCCAUAUUCUCCACUGCUAGUUGUUCCUCUGCUGAGAUGCAUGAGUGAUUGUGAUACUUCUGUCAGACAGAGUGUCACACAUAGUUUUGCUGCUCUUGUGCCUCUUCUGCCCUUGGCGAGGGGUCUUCCUUCGCCGGUUGGAGUGAGUGAAGAUUUGUCUGGAAACAAGGAAGAUGCACGGUUCUUGGACCAGUUGCUGGACAACUCCCACAUUGAAGAUUACAAGCUUUGCACUGAGUUGAAAGUGACCUUGAGGAGGUAUCAACAAGAAGGGAUAAACUGGCUGGGUUUUUUGAAAAGGUUCAAGCUUCAUGGAAUAUUAUGUGAUGAUAUGGGGCUGGGCAAGACACUUCAAGCAUCAGCUAUUGUGGCGUCUCACAUAGCUGAACACCGUUCAUCCAAGAACACUGAGGAUCUUCCUCCCUCAUUGAUAAUUUGCCCAUCAACACUCGUUGGACAUUGGGCAUUUGAAAUAGAAAAAUAUAUUGAUGCAUCUCUAGUCUCCACCCUUCAGUACAUGGGCUCUGCUCAAGAUCGUAUCGCUCUACGAGAACAUUUUCAUAAGCACAACAUCAUUAUAACAUCAUAUGAUGUGGUCCGCAAAGAUAUUGACUACCUUGGACAGUGUUUAUGGAAUUAUUGUAUUUUAGAUGAAGGGCAUAUUAUUAAGAAUGCAAAGUCAAAAAUUACGGUAGCAGUGAAGCAGCUAAAAUCCAACCAUCGCCUGAUACUUAGUGGAACACCAAUCCAGAAUAACGUUAUGGAUUUGUGGUCUCUCUUUGACUUCCUCAUGCCAGGUUUUCUUGGAACCGAGAGAAAAUUUCAGGCCACCUAUGGGAAACCACUUUUGGCAGCUAGAGAUCCAAAAUGUUCAGCUAAGGACGCUGAAGCUGGGAUACUUGCUAUGGAGGCACUGCACAAGCAGGUAAUGCCUUUUCUCCUUCGCCGGACUAAAGAUGAAGUUUUGUCUGAUUUGCCGGAGAAAAUCAUCCAAGACAGAUACUGUGACCUGAGCCCAGUUCAGUUAAAACUUUAUGAGAAGUUCUCUGGUUCUCAUGUUAAACAAGAAAUUUCGAGCAUGGUUACAAAAAACGAAUCUGAAGGUACCACAGCGAUAGCUAGUAAUGCUUCAUCAAAGGCUUCUUCACACGUCUUCCAGGCACUCCAAUACUUGCUAAAACUAUGUAGUCAUCCAUUGCUUGUGAUUGGUGAAAAAGUUCCUCCUGCACUCGAAGGUCAUUUAUCCGAGUUGUUUCCUGGGAGCUCUGAUGUCAUUUCAGAGCUUCAUAAUCUGAUGCAUUCCCCAAAAUUAGUUGCGCUUAAAGAGAUUUUAGAAGAGUGUGGAAUAGGUCUGGACAGUUCGUAUUCUGAAGGUUCUCUCAGUGUUGGGCAACACAGAGUUCUAAUAUUUGCUCAGCAUAAGGCGUUACUGAACAUCAUUGAAAGGGACUUGUUCCAGACCCACAUGAAAAGUGUUACUUAUUUACGGCUUGAUGGAUCUGUUGAACCGGAGAAACGUUUUGACAUCGUGAAGACUUUUAAUUCAGACCCUACAAUCGAUGUUCUGCUGCUCACAACUCAUGUUGGUGGGCUUGGUUUGAACUUGACAUCUGCUGACACCCUUAUCUUUAUGGAGCAUGACUGGAAUCCCAUGCGGGAUCAUCAGGCCAUGGACAGAGCGCACAGGUUAGGUCAGAAGAAAGUUGUGAAUGUCCAUCGUCUCAUUAUGCGGGGCACACUUGAGGAGAAAGUCAUGAGCCUUCAGAAAUUCAAACUAUCAAUCGCCAACACCGUGAUAAAUGCAGAUAAUGCAAGUCUAAAAUCGAUGAACACUGACCAGUUGCUCGAUCUCUUUGCCUUGGCAGACCCCAGCAAAAUGGGAGCUCCUGUAUCGAGGCGUUCUGAGGGGAAAUUUGACGGUGACUCGAAGUUGGUUGGCACUGGUAAGGGCUUAAAAGCCAUCCUCGGAGGGUUAGAGGAGCUGUGGGACCAGUCUCAGUACACCGAAGAGUAUAAUCUAAGCCAAUUCCUGGCAAAGCUCAACGGAUGAGAACCUCAGCAAGGCAAGCCUCCCCAUGUAGAAAAGCUGUAUAUUUUCCGAAAUGAGAAAAUUUUGACACUAGUAGCUGUAGCUGUCUUCCUUCUUUUCGAUCUCAUUAAAUUGGUUUUGCCGGGCUUCCCUCCAUUUUCGUUUUUAUUGUUCCUCUUUGAGAGGGGAUGGGAAAUUGUGGCUCGGGUUUUUUUUUUUUUUCUUUUUAACAGUCAUCGGUUGCACGAGAAAAUGUUAAAAGAGGUUGGGUGAGGAGGAGGUGGUUGGGAGGGAGGGUAAAAGGAGACUGUAGAUUUUGAUUUUGGCACAAAGGAUGUAUAUACAAUCAGCCCUUCUCAUUUAUAUCUUCACCUAAAUAAUAAUACCACAAAGAAGGAAAA
Punica granatum (pomegranate) is the source of this 6575-nucleotide messenger RNA. NCBI's taxonomy places the organism in Eukaryota, Viridiplantae, Streptophyta, Magnoliopsida, Myrtales, Lythraceae. The record is from RefSeq and is a predicted model, not a curated record.